AACCAAACUGCUCCCUCACAGAAAACGUAAAGCAAAUCAAAAUCGCUCAUCCGUCGACGACUCGACGCCUUCGCCCUUCCCCGAUUACCACACCGCACCCACCGCAGGCGCAGGACACGCGACCGGCGGGACCUCACCCCGAGGCGUCCAUGGCCGGCUCCGGUGCCUCGGACAACGAGGUCGUCUUCAAGGCCGCGCACCGCAUCCGCAUUUUCAAGAGCGGGCGCGUCGAGCGCUACUGCGGCUCCGACCCCACCCCGGCCUCAACCGACGCCGGCACCGGCGUCGCGUCCAAAGACCACGCCAUCUCACCCGACGUCGCCGUCCGCCUCUACCUCCCACCGGAAGCAGCCAAGGACGACGGAAGCAGCAGGCUUCCCGUCCUGGUCUACUUCCACGGCGGUGGCUUCUGCCUCCUCAGCGCCUUCAACGCCAUCAUCCACGGGUACCUAACCUCCCUCGCGGCGCGCGCCCGGGCCGUCGUGGUCUCCGUCGAGUACCGCCUCGCGCCCGAGCACCCCAUUCCCGCCGCGUACGAGGACUCGUGGCGGGCGCUCGGCUGGGUCGCCUCCCACGCCUCCGGCGGCGCCGGCGAGGAGCCCUGGCUCGCCGACCACGCGGACUUCUCCCGCCUGUGCCUCGCCGGCGAAAGCGCGGGGGCCAACAUCGCGCACCACAUGGCCAUGCGCGCAAGGGCCGAGGGGCUCCCGGGGAGCGCCAGAAUCAGCGGCGUCGUCCUGGUCCACCCCUACUUCCUGAGCGACGCCAGGGUGGCCUCCGAGGAGAGCAACCCCGCCAUGGCGGCCAACAUGGUGAGGAUGUGGCGCGUCGUGGCCCCGGCCACCACCGGCCUCGACGACCCGUGGAUCAACCCGCUCGCGGACGGCGCGCCGGCGCUGCGCGCGCUGGCGUGCGGGCGCGUGCUCGUGUGCCUCGCGGAGCAGGACGUGCUCCGCGACCGCGGCCGCGCGUACUGCGAGGGUCUCGCGGCGAGCGGGUGGGCGGGGGAGCUGGAGGUCGUCCAGGCGGCCGGGCAGGACCACUGCUUCCACCUGUCCGACUUCACGUCCGGCGACGCCGUGUGGCAGGACGAGGCCAUCGCCAGGCAAUCGACUGGAGUCGUGUACGCCUAAUCAUCUUCACCAAACUCCAUAGCAACUUAUUCCGAGCAGCAAUUAGUAAGGGUGAGUACACUUAUGGUUGGUACUCAGCAAAAUAACCAGAACAAUGAUUUAAGUCCAUUUUCAAGUUUAUUAGUCAUGUGAGGGUCGAGGCCACUCUUGACCAUGAGCACGGCUAAUAUAUCAGUUUUAGACACUCUG
Molecule: messenger RNA, 1322 nt
Organism: Setaria italica (foxtail millet)
Lineage: Eukaryota; Viridiplantae; Streptophyta; Magnoliopsida; Poales; Poaceae
Product: tuliposide A-converting enzyme 1, chloroplastic
Exons: 2
Coding region: 150-1133 (327 amino acids)
Molecular function (GO): hydrolase activity
Source: RefSeq, a predicted model, not a curated record